Capronia coronata CBS 617.96 is the source of this 909-nucleotide messenger RNA. RefSeq lists its product as uncharacterized. NCBI's taxonomy places the organism in Eukaryota, Fungi, Ascomycota, Eurotiomycetes, Chaetothyriales, Herpotrichiellaceae. The coding region runs from base 1 to 909 and encodes 302 amino acids. The transcript has a single exon. Gene Ontology annotation, molecular function: oxidoreductase activity. The record is from RefSeq and is a predicted model, not a curated record.
AUGUCCUCAAUCAAAGUAGCACUUGCAGGUGCCACGGGCAACCUCGGUGUCCCUGUGCUCGAAGCUCUCCUGAACGCAGAUGUUUCUGUGACCGUUCUCUCACGUCGAGGGGGAAACUCGUCCAAGUUGUCGCCGCAUCCAAACCUCACAAUACGGGAAGUCGACUUCGACUCCACCGAGUCCCUGACGGCAGCACUGCAUGGAGCUGGAGUUGAAGUUGUCAUUUCCUGCCUCGCCACCCUAGCCAUAGGCAGUCAAAAUCCUUUGAUCGAUGCCUGUGUCAAGGCGGGCGUCAAGCGCUUCAUUCCCGCGGAAUUCGGCAUGGACUCAAUGAACACACUCUGCACACAAUUGCCUGUCUGCACACCCAAAGUGGCAACACAGAAGUAUCUUCGCGAGAAGACGGAGGCAAACCCAGGUUUCUCUUGGACAGGCAUCGCGAACGGACUGUUCCUCGACUGGGGCCUGCAGGUGGGCUUCAUCGUUAACCCGGCCAAACACACUGCAACGCUGUAUAAUGGUGGCGAUGUCCCUUUCAGUACCACAAAUCUGGCUGAUGUGGCCAAGGCAAUAUUGGGCGUCAUACACAACCAAGAGGAAACCGCAAAUCGUCUGGUUUAUGUUCAUUCGACGACGACCACACAAAACAAGUUAAUCCAGUACGCCAAGGAUAAAGAUGGCGCGGAGUGGGAUACCCGGGUCAAAGAUACCGAGGAGAUCAGGCAGGAAAGUAUGGCGGCAUUGGACAAAGGGGAGAUCAUGACCGCCAUGGAUGGGUUUUGUGUAACCGCUUCUUUCAACCCCGAAUACGGCUGUGAUUUUUCGAGUCACCUAGACAACGAGCUGUUGGGCGUGCAGAUGUUGGAUGAGGCUGGUGUGAGGUCGGUGCUGGAAAGCUGUUUGCAAUGA